Oncorhynchus mykiss (rainbow trout) is the source of this 6417-nucleotide messenger RNA. The record is from RefSeq and is a predicted model, not a curated record. NCBI's taxonomy places the organism in Eukaryota, Metazoa, Chordata, Actinopteri, Salmoniformes, Salmonidae.
ACAACAAGCACAACUGAGGCUCCUAUAGACAUCACUACUGUAGCUCCUAUGCCCCCCACAAUUGCAACUUCAACUACAACUGUAGCAUCACUUACAACAACAACUGCAGAUGCUUCCACCACCACAAGUGCAGCACCUACUACGUCAAUCACAACUGCAGGUCCUACUAACAUUUUAACUCCAACGACAAGCACAACUGAGGCUCCUAUAGACAUCACUACUGUAGCUCCUUUGAACCCCACAAUUGCAACUUCUUCAACAACUGUAGCUCCAACGAUCACUACAACUGCAGAAGCUCCUACAACAACAACUGUAGCUGCUUCUACAUUUACUACUGCAUCCCCUACUGCAACCACAACAGAAGCUCCUUCUACAACAACUGUAGCACCAAUGACUUUAGGAACAACAGUCCCAACGACAACUGCAGCUAAUUCCUCAACUGUAGCUCCUUCAAUGCCAAUCCCAACUGCAGCUCCUACAACAACAACUCUUGCUCAAUCGACCUCUACAACUUCAGCACCCACUACUUUAUUCACAACUGCAGGUCCUACUACCAUUUUACCUCCUUCGACAACCACAACAACAUCCACUACAACAACUGUUGCUCCUUCAAUGUCAAUCUCAACUGCAGGUCCUACUACCAAUUUAACUCCAACGACAUCCACAACUGAAGCUCUUACAGAAAUCACAACUGUAGCUCCUAUGCCCCCCACAAUUGCAACUUCAACUGCAGCAUCACCUACAACAACAACUGCAGAUGCUUCCACAACCACAGGUGCAGCACUUACUACAUCAAUCUCAACUGCAGGUCCUACUACCAUUUUGACUACUAAGACAAUCACAACUGAAUCUCCUACAGAAAUCACAACUGUAGCUCUUAUGACCCCCACAAUUGCAGCUUCUACUUCAACAACUGUUGCUCCCACGACAACAACUGCAGCAGCUCCUAUAACAACAACUGUAGCUGCUUCCAUAAACGCAACAGCAGAACCUACUACGUCAAUCACAACUGCAGGUCCUACUAACAUUUUAACUCCAACGACAAGCACAACUGAGGCUCCUAUAGACAUCACUACUGUAGCUCCUAUGCCCCCCACAAUUGCAACUUCAACUACAACUGUAGCAUCACCUACAACAACAACUGCAGAUGCUUCCACCACCACAAGUGCAGCACCUACUACAUCAAUCCCAACUGCAGGUCCUACUACCAUUUUGACUACUAAGGCAAUCACAACUGAAUCUCCUAUAGACAUCACUACUGUAGCUCCUUUGAACCCCACAAUUGCAACUUCUUCUUCAACAACUGUAGCUCCAACGAUCACUACAACUGCAGAAGCUCCUACAACAACAACUGUAGCUGCUUCUACAUUUACUACUGCAUCCCCUACUGCAACCACAACAGAAGCUCCUUCUACAACAACUGUAGCACCAAUGACUUUAGGAACAACAGUCCCAACGACAACUGCAGCUAAUUCCUCAACUGUAUCUCCUUCAAUGCCAAUCCCAACUGCAGCUCCUACAACAACAACUCUUGCUCAUUCGACCUCUACAACUUCAGCACCCACUACUUUAUUCACAACUGCAGGUGCUACUACCAUUUUACCUCCUUCGACAACCACAACAACAUCCACUACAACAACUGUUGCUCCUUCAAUGUCAAUCUCAACUGCAGGUCCUACUACCAAUUUAACUCCAACGACAACCACAACUGAAGCUCUUACAGAAAUCACAACUGUAGCUCCUAUGCCCCCCACAAUUGCAACUUCAACUGCAGCAUCACCUACAACAACAACUGCAGAUGCUUCCACAACCACAGGUGCAGCACUUACUACAUCAAUCUCAACUGCAGGUCCUACUACCAUUUUGACUACUAAGACAAUCACAACUGAAUCUCCUACAGAAAUCACAACUGUAGCUCUUAUGACCCCCACAAUUGCAGCUUCUACUUCAACAACUGUUGCUCCCACGACAACAACUGCAGCAGCUCCUAUAACAACAACUGUAGCUGCUUCCAUAAACGCAACAGCAGCACCUACUACGUCAAUCACAACUGCAGGUCCUACUAACAUUUUAACUCCAACGACAAGCACAACUGAGGCUCCUAUAGACAUCACUACUGUAGCUCCUAUGCCCCCCACAAUUGCAACUUCAACUACAACUGUAGCAUCACCUACAACAACAACUGCAGAUGCUUCCACCACCACAAGUGCAGCACCUACUACAUCAAUCCCAACUGCAGGUCCUACUACCAUUUUGACUACUAAGACAAUCACAACUGAAUCUCCUAUAGACAUCACUACUGUAGCUCCUUUGAACCCCACAAUUGCAGCUUCUACUUCAACAACUGUUGCUCCCACGACAACAACUGCAGCAGCUCCUAUAACAGCAACUGUAGCUGCUUCCAUAAACGCAACAGCAGCAUCUACUACGUCAAUCACAACUGCAGGCCCUACUAACAUUUUAACUCCAACGACAAGCACAACUGAGGCUCCUAUAGACAUCACUACUGUAGCUCCUUUGAACCCCACAAUUGCAACUUCUUCUUCAACAACUGUAGCUCCAACGAUCACUACAACUGCAGAAGCUCCUACAACAACAACUGUAGCUGCUUCUACAUUUACUACUGCAUCCCCUACUGCAACCACAACAGAAGCUCCUUCUACAACAACUGUAGCACCAAUGACUUUAGGAACAACAGUCCCAACGACAACUGCAGCUAAUUCCUCAACUGUAGCUCCUUCAAUGCCAAUCCCAACUGCAGCUCCUACAACAACAACUCUUGCUCAUUCGACCUCUACAACUUCAGCACCCACUACUUUAUUCACAACUGCAGGUCCUACUACCAUUUUACCUCCUUCGACAACCACAACAACAUCCACUACAACAACUGUUGCUCCUUCAAUGUCAAUCUCAACUGCAGGUCCUACUACCAAUUUAACUCCAACGACAACCACAACUGAAGCUCUUACAGAAAUCACAACUGUAGCUCCUAUGCCCCCCACAAUUGCAACUUCAACUGCAGCAUCACCUACAACAACAACUGCAGAUGCUUCCACAACCACAGGUGCAGCACUUACUACAUCAAUCUCAACUGCAGGUCCUACUACCAUUUUGACUACUAAGACAAUCACAACUGAAUCUCCUACAGAAAUCACAACUGUAGCUCUUAUGACCCCCACAAUUGCAGCUUCUACUUCAACAACUGUUGCUCCCACGACAACAACUGCAGCAGCUCCUAUAACAACAACUGUAGCUGCUUCCAUAAACGCAACAGCAGCACCUACUACGUCAAUCACAACUGCAGGUCCUACUAACAUUUUAACUCCAACGACAAGCACAACUGAGGCUCCUAUAGACAUCACUACUGUAGCUCCUAUGCCCCCCACAAUUGCAACUUCAACUACAACUGUAGCAUCACCUACAACAACAACUGCAGAUGCUUCCACCACCACAAGUGCAGCACCUACUACAUCAAUCCCAACUGCAGGUCCUACUACCAUUUUGACUACUAAGGCAAUCACAACUGAAUCUCCUAUAGACAUCACUACUGUAGCUCAUUUGAACCCCACAAUUGCAGCUUCUACUUCAACAACUGUUGCUCCCACGACAACAACUGCAGCAGCUCCUAUAACAACAACUGUAGCUGCUUCCAUAAACGCAACAGCAGCACCUACUACGUCAAUCACAACUGCAGGUCCUACUAACAUUUUAACUCCAACUACAAGCACAACUGAGGCUCCUAUAGACAUCACUACUGUAGCUCCUUUGAACCCCACAAUUGCAACUUCUUCUUCAACAACUGUAGCUCCAACGAUCACUACAACUGCAGAAGCUCCUACAACAACAACUGUAGCUGCUUCUACAUUUACUACUGCAUCCCCUACUGCAACCACAACAGAAGCUCCUUCUACAACAACUGUAGCACCAAUGACUUUAGGAACAACAGUCCCAACGACAACUGCAGCUAAUUCCUCAACUGUAGCUCCUUCAAUGCCAAUCCCAACUGCAGCUCCUACAACAACAACUCUUGCUCAUUCGACCUCUACAACUUCAGCACCCACUACUUUAUUCACAACUGCAGGUCCUACUACCAUUUUACCUCCUUCGACAACCACAACAACAUCCACCACAACAACUGUUGCUCCUUCAAUGUCAAUCUCAACUGCAGGUCCUACUACCAAUUUAACUCCAACGACAACCACAACUGAAGCUCUUACAGACAUCACAACUGUAGCUCCUAUGCCCCCCACAAUUGCAACUUCAACUGCAGCAUCACCUACAACAACAACUGCAGAUGCUUCCACAAUCACAGGUGCAGCACUUACUACAUCAAUCUCAACUGCAGGUCCUACUACCAUUUUGACUCCUAAGACAAUCACAACUGAAGCUCCUACAGAAAUCACAACUGUAGAUCUUAUACCCCCCACAAUUGCAGCUUCUACUUCAACAACUGUUGCUCCCACGACAUCAACUGCAGCAGCUCCUAUAACAACAACUGUAGCUGCUUCCAUAAACGCAACAGCAGCAUCUACUACGUCAAUCACAACUGCAGGUCCUACUAACAUUUUAACUCCAACGACAAGCACAACUGAGGCUCCUAUAGACAUCACUACUGUAGCUCCUUUGAACCCCACAAUUGCAACUUCUUCUUCAACAACUGUAGCUCCAACGAUCACUACAACUGCAGAAGCUUCUACAACAACAACUGUAGCUGGUUCUACAUUUACUACUGCAUCCCCUACUGCAACCACAACAGAAGCUCCUUCUACAACAACUGUAGCACCAAUGACUUUAGGAACAACAGUCCCAACGGCAGCUAAUUCCUCAACUGUAGCUCCUUCAAUGCCAAUCCCAACUGCAGCUCCUACAACAACAACUCUUGCUCCUACGAACUCUACAACUUCAGCACACACUACUUUAUUCACAACUGCAGGUCCUACUACCAUUUUACCUCCUUCGACAACCACAACAACAUCCACUACAACAACUGUUGCUCCUUCAAUGUCAAUCUCAACUGCAGGUCCUACUACCAAUUUAACUCCAACUACAACCACAACUGAAGCUCUUACAGACAUCACAACUGUAGCUCCUAUGCCCCCCACAAUUGCAACUUCAACUACAACUGUAGCAUCACCUACAACAACAACUGCAGAUGCUUCCACCACCACAAGUGCAGCACCUACUACAUCAAUCCCAACUGCAGGUCCUACUACCAUUUUGACUACUAAGGCAAUCACAACUGAAUCUCCUAUAGACAUCACUACUGUAGCUCCUUUGAACCCCACAAUUGCAGCUUCUACUUCAACAACUGUUGCUCCCACGACAACAACUGCAGCAGCUCCUAUAACAACAACUGUAGCUGCUUCCAUAAACGCAACAGCAGCACCUACUACAUCAAUCCCAACUGCAGGUCCUACUACCAUUUUGACUACUAAGGCAAUCACAACUGAAUCUCCUAUAGACAUCACUACUGUAGCUCCUUUGAACCCCACAAUUGCAGCUUCUACUUCAACAACUGUUGCUCCCACGACAACAACUGCAGCAGCUCCUAUAACAACAACUGUAGCUGCUUCCAUAAACGCAACAGCAGCAUCUACUACGUCAAUCACAACUGCAGGUCCUACUAACAUUUUAACUCCAACGACAAGCACAACUGAGGCUCCUAUAGACAUCACUACUGUAGCUCCUUUGAACCCCACAAUUGCAACUUCUUCUUCAACAACUGUAGCUCCAACGAUCACUACAACUGCAGAAGCUCCUACAACAACAACUGUAGCUGCUUCUACAUUUACUACUGCAUCCCCUACUGCAACCACAACAGAAGCUCCUUCUACAACAACUGUAGCACCAAUGACUUUAGGAACAACAGUCCCAACGACAACUGCAGCUAAUUCCUCAACUGUAGCUCCUUCAAUGCCUAUCCCAACUGCAGCUCCUACAACAACAACUCUUGCUCAUUCGACCUCUACAACUUCAGCACCCACUACUUUAUUCACAACUGCAGGUCCUACUACCAUUGUACCUCCUUCGACAACCACAACAAUAUCCACUACAACAACUGUUGCUCCUUUAAUCUUCUACUUCAACAACUGUUGCUCCCACGACAACAACUGCAGCAGCUCCUAUAACAGCAACUGUAGCUGCUUCCAUAAACGCAACAGCAGCAUCUACUACGUCAAUCACAACUGCAGCUCCUUCAAUGCCAAUCCCAACUGCAGCUCCUACAACAACAACUCUUGCUCAUUCGACCUCUACAACUUCAGCACCCACUACUUUAUUCACAACUGCAGGUCCUACUACCAUUUUACCUCCUUCGACAACCACAACAACAUCCACUACAACAACUGUUGCUCCUUCAAUGUCAAUCUCAACUGCAGGUCCUACUACCAAUUUAACUCCAACGACAACCACAACUGA